AUGGCCGACCCAUCCCCCCGGGAAUCCCAAGUGUCGUUAGCGCCUGGGGAGUCGCAUCCAGACCAAAUCCAACCGGAACCACCUACGACAAAAGCCAGCACACGCCCCUCAGCUCGCGGGACGGCUUUCUACCAGCGGAAGCGGGCUGUCAGGGCGUGUCAGGUUUGCCGAGCACGGAGGACCAAGUGCGAUAAUCUCAAGCCAUCAUGCUCUUUCUGCUUGAAGGUUGGGGCUACGUGCAUACAGUCGCCUAUCGACCUUUCCAGCUUCGAUCCAGCAAGUCUCAAGAUCUUGGAGCGACUUGAUGACUUGGAGGAGCUUAUGAGAUCGGUGUCAGUCGAUGGGCCGUCCAACAAGACGAGAGUGGUAGAAGGCCCCGUUGAGCGCCGACUGGAAGAGCCACCUCAGGUGGGGCCUCCUAUUGAGCUUGGCAUGAUUCUUCCAUCAAAGCCGGAAGAUAUCAUGGGUUGGACCAUCUUCCAGAGCCUCGGUAAUGUCAUCGAUAGAGAUGAAACUGCGCUUAGCGCAGAUCAUGGCUCGGUGAUUGCCAGUUCUCCGGCUUCAGUGCUUGGUGCUCUGGAAGAACCACGCCAGGUGAACGGCCUCUUGGACAGCUUUUUCAACUAUGUCCACGUCAAGAAUCCCAUUCUCGACGAGACAGCGACGAGAAAAAUGGUAUCAAACACAGUAAUGCAAGGAGUGGAUUGGUCCUCUGAAUCCUGUUUAACUCUCCUGAUUUUUGCCCUGGGAUCCAUCGCCACUCCGUUUGGCCCGAGCCACGAGAAUAGGCCUGGAACCGAACCACACAACAAGGCCCAAUCACUCUUUCAAGCGGCCCAGAAAAGACUCGGUGUUCUUCUGUCAUCGGACGACAUUAUUGCGGCUCAAUGUCUCUUUUUGUCAGGCGUGUACAUGAUGUGCACAUUUCAACCCGUCAAGGCGUGGAGAUACUUUGUGCAGGCCCUUGCCAGCUGUCAACAAUUUCCUUUUCUUACCCCUGAAGCACAACAACGCUACCACAACAGCAUGAAAUCGGGAAACGAAUCGGAGAAUUAUUCCAUUGAUACUCUUCAACAGGCAGUCUACUGGUCGUCAUGGAAGUCAGAAAGAGAAAUGCGAGGGGAUCUCUACCUGCCUGACUUCUCACUCAGCGACAAGGAGCUCGCAUUUUACCCUCCUUUCUUUCCGACGCCGCCGACCGCCAGAGCAGAAGUUGAAGCCACACUCGAUCCACGCUUAACACGCGAAAGGACUUCUUGGUACUUCUAUCUCUCCGAGAUAUCCCUGCGCAGACUCGCGUCUCGGAUCAGCGCCGAGAUGGUGGGUCUGCAAAAAUUGCAUCCCACGCGCCAUGCAUACCUCACAGCAGCGGCAGCCGCAGUGCCGCAGUACGAAGAACAAGCUAAAGAGUGGAUCGGCUCGCUUCCACUCGGCUUGUCUUUUGAUGAGCCCCCUGAAGAGGACGAUGUGUGCAGAUUUGUCCUUCGGGGACAUGCCAUCAACCUCUUUGAACAGAUAUACUGGCCGUUUACGACUGCCUGCCUGGACAGCCUCAAAGCCAAUCCUAGUCUUCCAAGAGAAGCAAUCAGCGCAACAACCGUCGCUCUUGCCCAGAAAGGCCUUGAUAACCAUCUCUUCCGGCUGUUUGCAAACCAGCCGGGGUUCUAUCAUCGUCAUCACGGAACUCUGCCGAUGCUCCGCUCCUGUUCACGAAGUGCCCUGGUUCUCGUAGCUGCAGCGUUGGCUAUUCAUGCAGACGGUUCUCGCGGGGGAGAUUACCCUACCAUGGGUUUGGCCAUGCCUACGGGAUGGCGUACUGGCGUUGAGGGAAUGGUGGAUAUUCUAAACUUCUGGGAGGGGGAGUCACAUCAAGUUCAGAAAUUGCGGCGCUUUCUAGAACAAGGCUACGCAAUGAUCCCGGAGCUGUCACCAACAGCAUGUCGUCCCGGAUCAUAG
Colletotrichum truncatum is the source of this 1956-nucleotide messenger RNA. RefSeq names its product C6 zinc finger domain-containing protein. Gene Ontology annotation, molecular function: DNA binding; DNA-binding transcription factor activity, RNA polymerase II-specific; zinc ion binding. The record is from RefSeq and is a predicted model, not a curated record. NCBI's taxonomy places the organism in Eukaryota, Fungi, Ascomycota, Sordariomycetes, Glomerellales, Glomerellaceae. Gene Ontology annotation, biological process: regulation of DNA-templated transcription; DNA-templated transcription.